CUCCUCUUCCUCUUCUUCCUCUUCCUCCUCUUCUUCUUCCUCCUUCUCCUCUUCCUCUUCCUCUGUGAAUCACAGCUAUGCAGGGUGUGAUUAGAGAAAUCGAGGUGUCGGUAAAGGAUUGCUAGACUAAACGGUUGAUUUGAAGGCUGUGGGCAGUCAUAAAAGGUGAUGGGCGGGCCUUUAUUUUGACAGGCAAGCGUUAACAGCCUGGGUAACCAAUCAGACUGCGUUAUAUUCAGUCCUGAUGUGAAAUGUUCCGGUAAGUGGCGGCGUCCUUGCGGAACUGGAGACUGCGCGCGGCUGAGACGUGCCGGGAUGCGACCACGUUUAACUACGCACAAAGGAUUUCCUGAGCAAGUAUUCCAUCUCUUUAUCAAACGCAGUAUGGCAUUUUACCUCUGUAGCCUACGUGCAAUGCAUACUGAGGACCUGGCUUCUCCACUGGAAGCCAUUCUAGCAGUCUGAAUUUAAUAAGCCUUCAUAUACAGGCUGUAAUUACUGGUUUAUUAUCUGACGCGACAUUCAGGUGUUGAUGCGGCUGUCUUGAUGGAGUGAUCUGGCAGCGAGAAUCCAAUGGCCUCCGUGGAGCUGCUUUACAUAGAUAAAGAGAGAGGGCGAGACGAUGCACUGGAUGCCCCUGAUUGGGUCCGACCUGUUCAAGUUCAUGGGACAGAUGGUCCGGCUGAAGAAACGACCCCCGGGGAACAUGAAAGCAGUUCACAUGGGAAAGUGGUUGUCACAGAGGCUCAGCGUCAUUCAGCACCAAAGAUGACCCCCAGCAAAGGACUAUCGGGCAAGCACUUUCAUCAUGAGAAGGUCAGGGUGUGUUGUGACGAGGAGCUGGAGACCUCUUUCACUUACGUUGAUGAAAAUGUGAAUCUGAGACUGGCCACUCCAGAUAUAAGCGAGAAAAGCCUCCAUGAUGGGACGCCUUGCCCUGAUUCCCCAAACGAGAACCGCCUUGAAUUUUCCCUAAUGUCCGACCUGACGUCUGAGAGCUCAGGAAAGCCAGUAGAUUAUGGAUUUAUCAGUGCCGUCACCUUCCUAGUGACAGGAAUAACUUUAGUAAUCAUAUCUUACUCUGUCCCUCGUGACUCAGGAGUAAACCCAGACACCGUCUCGGCGCGAGAGAUGGAGAGACUCGAAAGUGAGAGUGCCAGGCUCGGGGCGCACCUGGAUCGGUGUGUCAUUGCCGGGCUUUGCCUUCUCACGUUAGGUGGGGUAGUGCUUUCUACUCUGUUGAUGAUUUCAAUGUGGAAAGGGGAGAUGUACAGGAGAAAGGCCUUCUCAUAUUCCAAGCACUCAGCGAAGCUGUACGGCUCGACUAAUUUGAGAACAAAAUCAAGCUCUGCUCAGUCAUCAGCACACAAUUUUGUUGAGGAAGACUCUGGUGGUAAUCUAAGCUAAUUUUUUUUUAUUUCUCUUUGUAAACAUGUGCCGAAAUUAGACUUUACAACAUACCCAAAAAGUGUGUUGUUGAUAGGUCUUUUCCACUGGACACUGUUUUACAGCAAGCCUCGUAACUCCUACUGAUCCAAAUCUAGAGCUAGCCUUGCCUUGGUAAAGCACCGUGCCAGUUUCUCCUCACAAAACAGUUUAUUUGAAAGCAGUUCUCUGAGGGUUGUGGGGUGGCAACAUCAUUUCCUAUGCAACACUAACAGUAGCAACAGUACCACAGCAACUUUUCCAUACACACACACUGAUGAGGGCUUAUACACUUUUCUGUUGUACUUGAUGAAAUAAUUAUCAGACACUACUACUGAAAAUUGCUGUGCCUUACUGUCUGGUAAAAGGUGAUUCUAGGUAGCUAGUGUUUUUUUAUUUAAUGGUGGUUUUCUGAUUCGUGUGAUGACCACGAUGAUUCUGUGGCGAAUCCGAUUGACUAAUCAAUCUGCAUUAUUUAUAGCUCCACUGGUAUGACCCUGUUUACCCUUGUAUGAAGUGUAACCAAAUUCAUCAUGGGCAUUUAUACUGCAAAAAGAUGAAAAUAUCUGUCUAAUAUUUCCUAUUAUAAGAUUACAAUAACCCAAAUAUAAGAUUAUUAAACCUAUUUCUAGCCUUUUAUUACUCAUUUGAAGCCUUGUCCUAUUGGCAGAUAAUUUUGCUAAUUUUAAGCAUUUAUUUCUAGAAAGAAGCAAAAUCAGCUGCCAAUAGAAUAAGAGAAUUUAAAAAUUGAAAUAAUGCCUAGAAAUAGGUUUAAUAAUCUUAUAUUUAGUUUAUUGUAAUCAUAUAAUAGGAAAUAGAUGAAUUUAACUAUAUUGAAGAUAUUUUCACAUAACUUUUUUACACUAUAGUUACGGUACACUGCAAAAUCUAUGUUUUAGCAACAAAAACAUCUUGAUUUAGCCAAAUUCAACUAAUAUUUAUCUUUAUUAGAUUAAGAUUAUUAAACCUAUUUCUAGAUGUGUUUUAGUCAUUUCAAGCAAUUAUUCUACUGACAGAUAAUUUAGCUUAUUUUGUGUGUUCAUUUUUAAAAGAAAGCAAAAUUAUCCACCAAUAGAAUAAGAAAGUUUUAAGCUUAAAAUUAGUAAAUAUGUCCACAAAAAUUUGCAGUGUAUAGCAAUGAAAAUCAUGGAAAAAUAUUGUUAUCGUACUGUCUAAUACCGAAGUGUCCAGUGGAAAAGUGCUAUUAGUCACACAUUUAAUGGUCCUGUAAUAGUCUGUAGUUUUUUUGUUUUUAAAUAAUUUUUUUUAUUGGCUUAUACUAAAGAUAUUGUUCAACUAUAUAUUGUCUUAAAGUUAGCACUUUUAAAAGGAUUAUUAGCGUUCUAUUUUUUCCCCUUGUACCCGUGUAACUAACCUUUUGUUGUGCUGGUGAGAUGUUUAAAGGCUGGUUAUAAUGUUUGGGCUCUACCCAUAAAAACUGACAUGAAUCAGAUCACACUUUUGCUGCUGCUGUCCUGACAAUCCUUCUCAGCUCUUACUGCUUUACUUCUUUAGAUAAUGCAGUUAAAUGUAAAUAUUUCCAGCCUUAAUUCAUUCAUCAGGAAAUGUGCAUUUCCAAAAAUCUGUGCAAAUAAGGGCUAGGUUUGGACGGAAAUCGAGUAACAAACCAGAACCCUAAAUCCAGAUGAACACUACACUCCGCAAAGUAUCACAGAUGUGCUGAAAAGUUAUGACGAUAAAGUUUGCUGCUUAUGUCUUGCCUUGAUCUAAACUUAUAUGCAAAUGCUGUAUUUCUUAGCAAAUAUGGUCCAUGCAGAAAUGUACACACUUAAAGCCUAAAGCUUCCUCAGUAACUUUAAGGGAAAUAAACAGCUGCUAAAUGUGUUUGGUUACUGUGAGGGAUUUUUCUUUACAUGUGAGUGUGUUUCUUCUCAACUAACUGAGUCAUAUGAAAUAUCAUUUAAAGCAUGAUAAAAUCUGCAAAACUAAGUCAUUUAAAUACAACUUGCAUGCUUCUAAUGACCUAUUUACUGAAUAUUGUCAUCACCUACGAUCACAGAAUGAAGAAAUGAAUGUAAACACUACUUGUGUUUUGUUAACUUUAAUAAACACAAUGUAUGCUCUUUAAUGUACAAAAUGAAUAAAACAUGCUGUUGUUAUUUCUUCACAGACUUACAUACUCAAGUUGCCACUUUAUUAUGUACACCUACCUUGUGCCGGCACUCACUGGCCUUUUCAUCCAGUUCAUCUGCCAUAUAGGUCACGUUGUAGGUCCACUGUCUGUCUGUAGUCCAUCUGUUUCUCAGCCUGUCAUUCAGUCGAAACAGACCAACACAGGAGCACUGCCAACAAGAUAUUACUUGGAUAGCAAUCCAUUCUCCAGUGCAGCAAUGACACAGCAAUGACUUGGUAGUGUGUGUGAUGCUGGUAUUAGUGUAUUUGACACAGCAGCUAUACUGGCUUAGAUGACUGACACCACCAAUCCUAUUGAGUAGACUCAUAACGUCCUGUCAGAGAAUGCUAGCCUUAAAACUGUUUUGGCAUCUGCUGACUUAAGCUGCC
Molecule: messenger RNA, 3948 nt
Organism: Pangasianodon hypophthalmus (striped catfish)
Lineage: Eukaryota; Metazoa; Chordata; Actinopteri; Siluriformes; Pangasiidae
Product: transmembrane protein 74
Exons: 2
Coding region: 574-1407 (277 amino acids)
Source: RefSeq, a predicted model, not a curated record